This is a messenger RNA of Schistosoma turkestanicum, 3485 nucleotides long. NCBI's taxonomy places the organism in Eukaryota, Metazoa, Platyhelminthes, Trematoda, Strigeidida, Schistosomatidae. The record is from the annotation of a GenBank genome assembly.
CAGCGGUAUUUCAAGUCUAGGCGUUUGUAACUUCUUCGGAGCUUUAGAACAACUGGUUCAGCAUAUCAAUUUGUUUAUCAGUGUGAUUUAAUUCCAACCUUUCUCCCAUUCAUCGCCUUUGAUAUACUCAAAUGGAUUCUGCAGAAAAACGAAGAUUAAAUAAACUGUUAAGAAAGCCUUCAUCUUCGCUUGGGAAAGCUCUAGGUUUGAGACAAAAAUUGUCUCGUAACUCACAAAAACAAGCCAAAUGUGCAUCUGUUGUAUCUGAAAAAGUACCCAAACAGGAGAUUAAUGUUGAUGUUGCUACUUUGUGCGCUGAAAUGUGUGGUGUUUCUAACUUGUCACAAUCUGCAGCUAAUCUACUUCAAAAACAUUUGAAUCAAAUAGCUAGACUUUUAAUUCAUGAAGUUCUUCGUGUAAUGGAACAAAGUCGUCGAGGUGUCCCUCAAGCAUCCGAUAUCGAUUUGGCCUCAGUUUUGAUCGGACUUGAAAGUCCUUUUGGAACAACUACAGCGAAUUUUCUCCCAAUCCGUACAGGUGGUCGUACUGCAAGUUCAGGUCCUGGUGGAAAAGUUUUUUUCAUUCGACCAGAUAAAGAAAUUGAUAUCAAAGCUUUAUUACUCCGUGAACCAGCCGGUGUUGUCUAUGAUGUUAGUUUAGUUGCUCAUUGGUUAUCAGUCAAUGGAAAACAGCCUACAUCACCACAGAAUCCUCCACCGGAUUUUUUAGCAAGAAUGGCUUUAUUAAAUAAUUCAUUUGGAUCGACAAAUAAACAGAAUAAACGAUUAAUGAGUCAUAAAAAAAUGGAUGAUCUAAAUUCAUUGGUGGAAAAACGUCCUAAAAUUGGUUUACAUCAUAAUGAACGAGAUAAAUUCGAUUUGUUAUCAUCAAACUCUCAUCCAAGAAAAGUUUUAGCAGUAUCUGUUGAGCGUCGUUCUCAUGAAAUCAGUCAAGAGGUAAUGAUUUAUUUUCGUGAAUUAACUGAAGCAUGUGUUGGUGCUAAUGAAACUCGACGACAUGAAGCUUUGGACAAUGCUACAUUAGAUCCAGGACUUCAACCAAUAUUACCUCAUCUUAUGACAUUCAUCACAGAGGGUGUAAGAAUCAAUGUAACUAAUCAUAAUCUUGCUAUAUUAAUUUAUUUAAUGCGAUUAGUUAAAGCAUUAAUUGAUAAUCCACAUAUAUCUUUGGAACCAUAUUUACAUUUACUUGUGCCUACUGUGAUUACAUGUGUAUUGAAUCGUCAAUUAUGUGCUAAACCAAUUACAGAUAAUCAUUGGGCAUUAAGAGAUUUUGCUGCUAAACAAUUAGCUACUUUAUGUAAUCGGCACAAUACAUCUAGCAAUGAAUUAUACGGACGUGUUACACGUGAACUUUCACGUGCAUUAUGCAGUUGGAUUGAUGGUGGUGGUCGUGGUAACACAUCGUCUACUAGUAGUGGCUGUACUACAGAAACUUGCUUAAAAUUACCAAUGAUGAUGAAAACUACUACUACUGAUCUAUCAAAAUAUUCUGAACAUGAAAAACCGAUUGAAAUGAAACUGUGCAAAGUUGAAAAUGAUAGUUUAACUAAUAAUUCACUUACAACCACAACAACAACUAAUACUAUCAGUACUACUACUACUAGUACCACUACUACUACUCCUGUCACUACUACUACUACUACUACUAGCAAUAGUAAUAAUAGUAAUAAUAACAAUGGACCAAGUUUAGGCAGUGCUAUACAUUCAAUGAAUACAUUAUAUGGUAUCCUUGUUGCUUUAGCUGAAUUCGGUGCACAAUGUUUACGAAUGAUGGUAUUUCCAUUAUUAUCUUCAUUAUGUCAUCGUUUAACUAAAUUAACUGAAUCGAAUAAUUUUACAACAAUGAAUGAAUUGAACGAGUCGACCACUGCUGGAAGUAAUGAUUUAAAGCAACAACCACACCAACACCAACAACAACAACAUCCAGUACUUUCAUUAAGUUUAGGCGCAAAACUUUUACCAGUUGAUCAACGUUCAUUUGAUUUUCUUAAAGUUAUGAUGACGAAUCGUAUUGCACCUUUACUUAAUGAUUGGCGUAUACGUCAAGGAUACGGUGUUACACUAGAAGAUUAUCGUGCUGCUUAUGAAUGUAUGGCUGAAUGCCUUUUUGUUAUGAAUCAAAAUCAUACUACUGUUACUGCUAUUAAUACUACUACUACAAGUAGUAGUAAUAAUAGUAAUAAUAACAGUAAUACUAAUACAACAACAACCACUACUGUUAAUACUUCCACUCCCAGUACUACUACUACGACUACUACUACAUCUGCUCAACUUAUUGUUAACAAUCCAGUUCAUCACCAACCAACUACUAGUAAUGCGAAUGUCAUUAUCAGUAGUAUUAGUGGUAGUAGUACUCCAGUGAAUAAUUCCACUAUUUCAACUAUUACCAGUAAUAAUAAUAAUAAUAAUAAUAAUAAUAAUAAUCUUCCUACUUCAACUAGUAUUAUUGUUACUAGUAAUAUUACAACUUCUAAUAUGAAUACUUUUAAUAAUUAACAACAAACAUUUCAACAAUUUCGUUUAUGUGAUUGAUUAUCAUCUAUCUCAUUGAUUGUAUAAACAACCUUAUUUAUUUUCUUACAUUUAUUUUUUUUCUGAUUACAUCUAAAAAAACUGCAAAACAGUGAUUAAAUCAUAUUGAGUUGUGUGUGUGUGUGUGACACAUGAACUAUCUGUAAACAAUUUUUUUUUGUAAUAAUGCGGAAAAUUUCUAGCUCAGUUGGGGAAUGAUUGUGAUGAUAGGGUUCUUGUUUCCUUGAGUUGGGUGUGGUGCUAUGGUGUGAGCUACUUAUAAGUAGUAUAUGAUGUGAGUGUCAAUGUAAUGUCUGGCAGCAGAAGAUGAGGGAAGAUCAAGCAAGAAAGGAAGAGUGGGAACACAAUGGAAUUUGUAUGAAACGCAUGAAUAGUGACAAUGGAUUGAUGUUUUGCAAAUUAACGAUGUAUACGAUAUGGUUUUCCAAUUUUACUGAGUAACUCUGUAAUUUCCGAGUAAAUACAAUUCGGUUGCCCUCAUCUGUGUUCUGUUUCACUACAGGGAAUGUUUUUUUUUGUUAUGGAGCUUCGAUUGUUCUUCUUCCUCUGUGAACAAGCGUCAGAUAGAAAAGUUUGAAGUUUGUGCCUGAUGAUGUUGUUCAGACGGUGGAGUACACUGAAGGCUCCACAACAGGAAAACAUGCCCAGCUCUGAGAGAGAAAUGAAACUGUAUCAUAAUUUUUUUGGAAAUUACUAUUUUUUUUUAUAUCCAUUUAGAAAACAAAUUAUCAACAUUAUGAUGACAUUGUGUUAAUCUGUUAAUAAGUAGUAUGUGUGUGUAUAUACUUAUGUAUGUAUAUAUUAUAUGCUAAUGCGUUAUGUAAAUAAACUGACCUCACAAAUGUGUAUUGCAUAUAUAUGAUGUAUUUGGCUCAAUGAGAUGUACAUUUUUUUUUAACUUGGAAUGGGAAUUUUUAAAGGAAAAUUUCU